CAUUUAAAAUUUUAUUUUAGACCUUACUGUAAAAAUGAAACCUGAUGAAACUCCUAUGUUUGACCCAAGUCUCCUCAAAGAAGUGGACUGGAGCCAGAAUACAGCUACAUUUUCUCCAGCCAUUUCCCCAACUCAUCCUGGAGAAGGUUUGGUUUUGAGGCCUCUUUGUACUGCUGAUUUAAAUAGAGGUUUUUUUAAGGUACUAGGUCAACUGACAGAAACUGGAGUUGUCAGCCCUGAACAAUUUAUGAAAUCUUUUGAGCACAUGAAGAAAUCUGGGGAUUAUUAUGUUACAGUUGUGGAAGAUGUGACUUUAGGACAGAUUGUUGCUACAGCAACUCUGAUAAUAGAACAUAAAUUCAUCCAUUCCUGUGCUAAGAGAGGAAGAGUAGAAGAUGUUGUUGUUAGUGAUGAAUGCAGAGGAAAGCAGCUUGGCAAACUGUUAUUAUCAACCCUUACUUUGCUAAGCAAAAAACUGAACUGUUAUAAGAUUACCCUUGAAUGUCUACCACAAAAUGUUGGUUUCUAUAAAAAGUUUGGAUAUACAGUAUCUGAAGAAAACUACAUGUGUCGGAGGUUUCUAAAGUAAAAAUCUUUUAAGAAAGACAUUUGUCAGAGGAGCUAAUGUACCAAGACUGUAUAUCCUUUUUACAGUUAAAAUAUUUUGCUGUAAUCCAGUGACCUCUAUAAUGGAUUGAAAAAACAUUGUAAUACAACAGAUAUGACAUUUAGAAGAUUACUUUGGGCUGGUGGGACAUGCUGUGAGUUUAGAUAACAAAUAUUAUGAAGAGGAUGAUUUUUAACCAAAGGAAUAUAUUUUUAACUUGAAUCUUUUCUUGCAUUGUAUUUUUCUAAAGUUUGGCUUCAUUCCUUGGCAGUCAGAGCAUAGGUAGUAAGGAGUUAUGUAUUUGCUAUCUGUACUGCUCAUUUUUAAAAAUCAUACAAUAAACAAGGCUGUUUCUUACCACAUUCAUAAAAUUAUUUGUUUCAGAGAAACAUAUCUAAAUACCAGUUAGAGGUGUCAUUUCCCAUAUAUUACUUGAAAUUCGAUGUUAGAUAUAUCAUAACUAAAUGUACAGCCCAACAUUGUUGUUCCUAAUACCGUACUGGCAAAUAACCUGGUCAGCCUUUUAAAGUAGAAAUAAAAAUUAACAUAAAAUGUGAUAAGAUUCAAAGUAAAUUUAAAUAUACAAGUUCAUAUAAUUCUAAUGUAGUGAAGUACCACCCAUCUUAUAUGUGAUAUAUAAAUUCAUUUAAAAUACCUAAGAGCAAAUACAAGGUACUUUUAACAGUGAAUUAGCAAAUCCUGGCAUAUUAUGUAUUUGUAACCUGAUUUCUCAUCUUUUCAUGGGCAUCUGAAGCCUCUCUUCUGAGAAACAUUUUUAUGAAAAAUAGAUUACAAAAUUGAGUAGAAUACUUAAAAAUGUAUCAUACUGAAUUUGUUAUAUUCUUAAAAAUGUUGAUGGAAGCUUUUCUAUUUAAUGUGAUUAUAAUGGCAUUCUGGUCACUAUCCCGUUUUGAUUUUAUUUAUUUCUUUUUAAGUUGAAGUAGAAAUUACUUUAUUAAUGGUUCUAAUCUUUUGCAUUCCGUAUUACAUUAAAACUAUUCAUAUGAUAGUCCUUUGUUAGAA
Molecule: messenger RNA, 1630 nt
Organism: Pteropus alecto (black flying fox)
Lineage: Eukaryota; Metazoa; Chordata; Mammalia; Chiroptera; Pteropodidae
Gene: GNPNAT1
Product: glucosamine-phosphate N-acetyltransferase 1
Exons: 5
Coding region: 35-589 (184 amino acids)
Biological process (GO): UDP-N-acetylglucosamine biosynthetic process
Cellular component (GO): Golgi apparatus; endoplasmic reticulum; endoplasmic reticulum-Golgi intermediate compartment
Molecular function (GO): glucosamine 6-phosphate N-acetyltransferase activity; monosaccharide binding
Source: RefSeq, a predicted model, not a curated record